CCAGGGCGGUGCCUGAUCCUGCAGUAGCACCCGAGAUUAGCUGCCCCCGUAAGCACGGAGAAAAGUCUAUAAGUUGCGGCAGGAGCACACUUUCUGUCUUGAUCUCCAGAUACGCUUCCUAAUUGAACAAGAUACUCCAGAAUCCACCUCAAGUCAAUCUUCUUAUCAGACAACUCAAACAAUCGCCCACAAUAGGCAGACACAGCCAAUAUGAAGCCACUCCAGCUCAUCCCAACCCUCCUCCUCUCCCUCGUCCCUACGCUCACCUACGCAUCCGAUAGCGAGGACAUCCCCUCCGGCGCCAAGCUCUGCCAACCCCAAGGUAAAGGCAGCUGCCAAUUCGGCGUAUACCAAUUAUAUCCUGGUAUCGAUUGCUACCACCAAACGAUGAACUCCGCCUACCUCUUCGAUCACGCAUGCAACAUCAUCGGCCACGUGGAGAACUUCACACAGGGCGACGCCAUGACUUCGCAGCUGCCCUAUACUCUGGACAUUGAGAACGUCUUUGGUUAUCCAUCUUGCUACCUCAAAUAUGAGAUUGCGUACAGUGAUGGCUUGUAUGGGUAUAGCAUGCCCUCGGGAGGUGUUUGGGAUGACUGCGAAAAGGGCGAUGACUAUCAGUGCACUUGGUAUAGGGUGGCGUUUGACUGUCCUGGGUUCUAGCGAAUUGCUUUUUUUCAUCAUGGACGUGAUUGGAGUACGGAAAGGGCAAUUUGCAGAUGGUAUAAAGGACAAAAUGGUAUUUCACAGAAUU
Messenger RNA from Aspergillus eucalypticola CBS 122712, 754 nucleotides. RefSeq lists its product as uncharacterized. NCBI's taxonomy places the organism in Eukaryota, Fungi, Ascomycota, Eurotiomycetes, Eurotiales, Aspergillaceae. Bases 211 to 663 code for a protein of 150 amino acids. The transcript has a single exon. The record is from RefSeq and is a predicted model, not a curated record.